Messenger RNA from Cyclocybe aegerita, 1023 nucleotides. The record is from the annotation of a GenBank genome assembly. NCBI's taxonomy places the organism in Eukaryota, Fungi, Basidiomycota, Agaricomycetes, Agaricales, Hemipholiotaceae.
AUGUCCAACAAUUAUCAGGACUUCAAUUCCCCCAAUACAGCUGGUCUUCCAGGAUAUGAGUCCGGAAUGUGGCUUAGCCCACAGCAAGAGGCUUAUACGCCGGUGGUCUCAGUCUGGCCACAGGUGACGACCCAGUAUCAGCACUUACUCGUACUGGGCGCUCAAGGAAUAUCGCCACCGUCUACCACCCCCACCGCAGGACCCGUCGUUGGUGGUAGCAAGAAGAGAGGAGCAGAGGAAGCUGGGUUCCAACAAACCCAGCCGCAAACCAAGCUUCAGAGGAAGAGAUCUACACUCGACAGCCUCCCGCGGAACUUUCAGCCGUCUGGGCCGCUGCCUGGCUCUACUCCGCCGAACGCCCCGCUUUUGGCUCUUCAACAACUGCCACUACCAACGCUUAUAUAUACGGCACCUACUGGGGCGCAGUACUACAUGGAUAUCCAGACUCCUCUCUUAACCCCUUCCUCAACGUUGUUGGCGCCUCCGCAACCCGGGCUAGAGUUUAAUCCCGGGAUUCUCCCCGGACAGGCGACCGUCAACCCUGCUGCUGCUCGAGCGCAAUUCCCUGUUUCCUACGCGCGACCUGCUUCGCCAGAGAGCGGGUCAAAUGAUCAACAGGACGUUGUCGCAUGUCAAGAGCACGCAGGACAGAUCUCCGCGCAGGCAUAUGCCCAAGCAUCGUUAACCGCGGGCCCCCAGCAGCUUUAUGCUACUACCGCACAUGUAUUUUUUGGCCAUACGACUAUGGCUGUACCUCAAGGAGAACUCCAGGCUGCAGCGCUGCCUCCCAUGGAAAGAGGCGGAAGGAAGAAGAAAGAUGGUGCUCCCGGGGAAACAUUUACCUUAAUCACAACCACCCCCCCCUGCCGAACCCUCCAAGCCAGCUGCUGGCAAGAAGAAGGCUGCUCAGAAGAAGGCUGGCCCUCCUGCUGGAGUAGGCGGUGCCUCUCAAAGUGUAACCUUGCCCCCAGCUGUCGCCACAGAUUCUUCAGGUCAACCAGCCAUGUCCGAGGCGGCGCAUAG